Messenger RNA from Lemur catta (Ring-tailed lemur), 1680 nucleotides. It is a transcript of the gene CD247, whose product is annotated as CD247 molecule. Gene Ontology annotation, biological process: cell surface receptor signaling pathway. The transcript is spliced from 8 exons. Gene Ontology annotation, molecular function: transmembrane signaling receptor activity. Gene Ontology annotation, cellular component: membrane. NCBI's taxonomy places the organism in Eukaryota, Metazoa, Chordata, Mammalia, Primates, Lemuridae. The record is from RefSeq and is a predicted model, not a curated record. Bases 168 to 668 code for a protein of 166 amino acids.
GAGUUUCUCAGCCCGCAGGCAGGUGCUCUCAAAGGCCCCGCCGUCCUCCACUUCCUGAGGAGGCAGCGGCAGAACAAAGCCAGAAGAGACCCCUUUUCUCUUCCUCGUCCCAGCCCCGGCUGCCCCGGCCUCUGCCUCCCGGCCCCCCCCCUGGGAGAAAGGACAGGAUGAAGUGGAAGGCGCUUGUCACCAUGGCCACCCUGCAGGCACAGCUCCCAGUGACAGAGGCACAGAGCUUCGGCCUGCUGGAUCCCAAACUCUGCUACCUGCUGGAUGGAAUCCUCUUCAUCUACGGUGUCAUUAUCACUGCUCUGUUCCUGAGAGCAAAGUUCAGCAGGAGCGCUGCGGUCCCCGAGCACCAGCAGGGCCAGAACCAGCUCUAUAACGAGCUCAAUCUAGGACGAAGAGAGGAGUACGACAUUUUGGAUAAGAGACGGGGCCAGGACCCGGAAAUGGGAGGGAAGCAGCAGAGGAAGAGGAACCCUCAGGAAGGCCUGUACAAUGCGCUGCAGAAGGACAAGAUGGCGGAGGCCUACAGUGAGAUUAGGGUGAAAGGCGAGAACCAGCGGCGAAGAGGCAAGGCGCACGACGUGCUGUACCAGGGGCUCAGCACGGCCACCAAGGACACCUAUGACGCCCUCCACAUGCAGGCCCUGCCCCCUCGCUAACGGGAUUUCACCGCUCCCGGGGCAGACCUGCAGACGCCCAGAUUGUGAGACCCGGGAUAAAGCAUUUACAACCCACUUCUCUCGUGUUUCUCGGCCUCCCGAGUAUGCCUCUUUGUGAUUGGGAUGCUUUGGUCAUAGCUGAUCCCAAACCAUCACACCCAGAAUCUUGUCCCUGGACUCUCUAGGGGAGUGUGCACCCCAGAGGGACAGCCCUGGUCUAGGGCCUUCUGGUUUGCUGGUGACCGGGGGCAGACCCCUCUCCCGGCAGCUCCGUGCUGUCCCUGGGGCCCGGCACAGUCCCUCUCACAGCUGUGUUUUGUAAAGUCCCCGGAAAAACCCCAGUCGCUGGCACAUGUCCUGAUAGUCUGCAGUAUUUGAGUGGCUUUGCUCUCGCUGUAAAUUUGGUCACCCUUCCCCUGCUUUCAAGGUCACCUGUAACCGGGCUGUGUCGCGCCUGCCUGGGAGGGGGCUGGGCGCGGGGGAGGAGCCUGGGCAGGUGCGUGGCGGGGCCCUCGGUGGGGAAGGCGCGGGGCAGGGAGAGGUGACAGGGCAGGGAGAGGUGACAGGGCCAGCCGGGCCUCCUUCCCUCAGGCCGCCGUCCCACACUCACACGUGUGUGCCGGGCACCGGAAGAUGAACAACACCGCCCCUGAGCUGUGCACAAACUGGUAUAAAAAGUGUCAUCACACCGCAUGCACAGCGCGGGGGCGCAGCGGGAAGGCAGGCGACCGCGUUCUUCCCAGGGCCCUGGCUCGCCUCGCCGGCAGGGAAAGACGGAGAAACCCAUCCCCGCGGAGGCCUCCAAGGAAGACCCUGCACCCGGGACCUGUCGGGACCCCAGAGGACAGGGGCACGACGCCGAAAACCUCAGUCCACCUAACUAGAGCCUUGCUGUGUGACUAAAGGGCGCAUGACCGCGGAAGGAAAACCCUCUCCGCUCUGCUUGGGUUUAAUUUAUACUGGCUUGCUAAAGCCUUGCUGUUUUGCAUAAUAAAGGCUUCGGUGAAAACGC